Molecule: messenger RNA, 3938 nt
Organism: Plasmodium cynomolgi strain B
Lineage: Eukaryota; Apicomplexa; Aconoidasida; Haemosporida; Plasmodiidae
Exons: 2
Source: RefSeq, a predicted model, not a curated record
AUGGCGUUGCCUCUUUACCUGGGGGCCAAACCAUACCCUGAGUUUGGAGAUUCCGAUGGGAGUGACGACAUGGAGGGAGAGGACAAGUCGCUCGCAAAAGAAAUGAACAGCGAAAAGAGGAGAGCAUCCAAGAAUAGCAGAAGCCACAAAGGGAGUAGCGACUUUGUAUCCUUCCUCAUCACAGAAAUAAGACUCUUUGCGUUAAGUAGAUCCGCCGAUUUGGUGGUUAAAGAAAGUAAAGCGCUGUUGGACUGUGCCUGGCUCGAUGGUGUCAAGGAUGGACUUACAAACGGCAGGGCACAGCCGGAGGAGGCGCUAAACGGAUUGACGGACCACACCGGUCGUGGUAGCCGAAGUAGUCUAUCAAUGAAGAAUUCGAAGAAGGGAAAAAGUGGGGAGGGGAAGUACAAUAAGAACCAGUGGGGAAAACUGAGCAGCGAUGACGGGGAUGAAUACGCCGCGCUCCGCACUGGGGUCCACGGGAAAGGAGGAGCGGGAGAAGCGAACGACAUCAAGAACAGGUGCAACGAGUUCAACAACGAGAUUGAGAAGAUGAAGGAGAGGUUCCACAGGUUUAGUGACGAGAUGAAGGGGGGGAGCGCCGGAGGGAGUGAUGACAAAAGUGGCGACCGGAGUGAUGCUGGCAAGGCCAACGGCGCUGCCGCGCCCUCGGUGCGCCCGCGCGGCCGCCACCCCUCACAGGAGGACUUCUUCAAAUUCGACUCGGAGGAAGAGCCGGGCGAUUCUGCGAAGGGCCAUUUUGCGGACCACUCUGCGAAGGACCACUCUCCGAAGGAUGAUUUUUUUUUCCAAGCGGGGAGGAACAGCCCCUACGGCAGCGCGCCCUCCAGUGAUGACGCCUUUGCAAAAAAAAGCAGAAGCGAUAUAAGAAAGGAGAGGAGAGACAAAAGUCAUUCGAGUAAGUCUGUCCAAUUGAACACAAGGAGAAAAGACUCCUCCGCGUUUUAUUUUAACUUCUCCGAUGAAAGUGGGGAGAAGAAGGAGGAAGGCCAAUCGGGCGCCAACCAAUUAGGUGCCAACCAAUUAGGUGCACCGGAUGACAGCGCAGAGGAUCACGCAGUAACAGCAGAGAUGAAGAAGCCAUCCAAGGAAGGGGAAGCAGAGUCGGGAGCAGCGUCGGAAGCAGGGGCGGGGGCAGAACCCGAAUCAGCUAGCCAUUACAACCAAGCAGAGGUGAACCUACUGCUGAAUGAACUAAAGGGUAAAUUUGAAAGCGAAUUUGUAGACAUGAUGAUAGACAAGCUGGGUCACAAGUUCCAUCUGAAAAAAAAAGACAAGGAAAAAAUUUUCUCUACCUUUAGAUCAAAUGCAAAGAGAGAAAAGGAGCAGGUCGACUCCGAGUGCAUCAAAGAAAGGUACAAUGCAUUAGUAAAAAAAAAAGAGGACAGACAGAAAAACAAACUGCAUGAAGAAAUAAAGGAGGAGUUGAAGAAGGUCAAAGAGAAAUCCUUUGUAGAGAGGAACCUAAAUAGCUAUAUUAAGGAUAACCAGCUACUGAACGAAUAUUAUAUAAAGAAGUACAGUCACGCUGGAGAGCAACUCAGCGAUAAGGAGAGUGAAGAAAAAUUUCCGCAAGACACAUGGAUGAAUGAAAAGAAAUCUCUUGGAGGGGAUGAACAGGAGGAGGGGGGGGCACUGAAUAACUCCAAUUCGGUUAGGGCAGAAUCGCACACCUCGGAAAGGAGUCAUUCCAUUGUCAACUUGCAGUACCGGGAUGGCAGCCACGUCUUCGCAGAGGGGGGAGAGGGGAGCAGCUCCGACAUUAGUGAGGGGCUAACCGAACAGAUGGGCGCAAAUAGAAAUGCAGAUUUUCACACAAAGGAGGGGGAACAACCCAGAGAGCGCGUCGAGCAGGAGGAGAAAAAGUCUGAUAUCAGUGACUUCACCUUUAUGAAGCGAAGCAGCAGCGGGCGUGGCGGGGGCUUCGGGCAUGGUGGGGGCGUCUGGCGUACCGGUGAGUUUUCCAUCCAGGGUAUGGACCCCCACCCCCCAGCAGCAGAACUCCGAGUGCUCCCAUCGAACGAGACGGAGACCGACUUGCUACCCGAGGAGAGGAAAAACAGAAAGAGCAUCUCGAAACUCCUUCUGAGCGAAGAACAACCAAAGGAUCGUAACAAUCAAACGAGUGAAGCAAUAAAAACAGGCAAGCAUUACUACCAAUUUAUUUGCCCACUGACCCCCUAUGAAUUAUUUCUCCUGAGCAGGUUCCACAAAAAAGGAAUCAACGAAGAACUUAAAGAAUUUAGAAAUAAAAAAUACCUCUCCUGUGAAAAGCAGCUCAUGUCAGCAGCAGGUGGAGGGAUCUGUAGAACUCCUCUCAACGUGGCAUACAUCAAAUACAAAAUAACAGUGAUGAAGACUAUGCUCAGGAGUAGCCAAAAAUACAUUCACGAGAAGAAGUUCAAAAAGGGGUUAAAAAUUUGCAUAAAAAAUGGAGAGUACAUCAAAAAUUUCGUCAGCAGUUACUGCGUAUUGAGAAGGAGGGAUCUCAAUCGGGACUCCUCUCCACGGUCCUCACUGCGCUCUUCGCACCCACCCUCGAUGAGAUCUCCAGGAGAAGAACCACCCUACCAGUAUGCCGACUUCUACCUAAAUGUGGACAGUGCAUAUAUCACCAUGGAUGAGUUGAAAAAUAUUUUAAAAUCAAACGUGAGGAAUAUAAUAGUAUGUAAACUUUUUAUUUUGAUCAAGGAGUAUAAAAAAUACAAAUACAUCGAGAACUCAUCUCUGAUUUUAGUCCUUCACUCUGUCCUCUGUCGGAUUGUGACUAGUUAUACAUUGUUGAAAAAAAUUUUGAAAAAGUUUAUCCUGUUGCUCUUUCUGAGAGGUUGUCUCAGUUGCGUAGAAUCUAUGUGUAGCUUCCUCUUUCUGAUGUACCCGAAGGAACGAACACACCCGCUUGUUGCCAAAGUUUAUUCGCUCUGUAGGAACUCCUUUUUAAUAUACUCUACUUGCUACAAGAGAAAUAAGUAUGCCAUGAUUAAUAACUACGAUUUGAAUUUUGAGCAAUGUGUGGAAUUUUUUUCUCCAGAGUGGGGUUACUACAUCUACACUACGAGCAAUUUUAAUAUCUUUUCCUCUAGUGUGAAGUUUAAUGGGUUUUUGAAAAGGGGCACGGACUUCUCCGCCAUACGCCAGGGGGGAGAGCAGCAAGGGGAGGAACAGCAGGGGGAACAGCAGGAGGAGCGACAGGCCAUAUGCGGCAUGGGUAACUCUGCGGGUGACGGCUUCGGUAGCGGCUUCGUUAGCGGCUCCGUUAGCGGCUUCGAUGUUGGCGACCCCUUGGGGGGCGCGGGCCCCCAUGGAGACGCAGGGCCCAGCGCGGACCGCACCCAGCUGCCGGAGGACGACCCGCAGAGUGAACCCACAAACGAAGGCAAACUCGCAACAGUAGUAGAUGUGUGCAUAGAUGUAGACAGUGCCAACAAAAAGGAACCCAAGAAAAACGAUUUAUACACCUACCUGACCAACUAUGAAAAAAAAAAAAGGAGUUACUACAUCAUUGAUGAUAAUAUGAGGCGCAUCGAGUUCACUAGGAAAGAAACGAACCACAACCUGGAGACCUUUCUCCAAAUGGGGAACCCUAAUGAGGAGAGCUCAACCGAACAGAGCAAGCGGGAGCAGUUGGAUCGACUUAUGAGCAAAGUGAACCGUGACGUGUAUCUAAACUCUUCCGGCUCCUCCUGCACGAAUGCCACCUUUUUGGGCCACUGCCCCCACUGCAAGCAUGCUUUUAACUCCUUCACUCGGUCGUGCAAGGUGUGCCAGCGGUACGUCCACGUGUGCUACUACCUGCUCGUCCACUGUACGUACAAGUACCACUGCGAGUUGUGUGACGCGACUUACUCGGAGAAGUGCCUGGAAAAGUUCUCUAAGGGAUUCACCUGCUUUUACUGUGGGUUGUUUUUCAUCCGGAA